Messenger RNA from Trichobilharzia regenti, 4222 nucleotides. NCBI's taxonomy places the organism in Eukaryota, Metazoa, Platyhelminthes, Trematoda, Strigeidida, Schistosomatidae. The record is from the annotation of a GenBank genome assembly.
UUUUUAUUAUGUAUAUACUUACAUUCUUAUAGUAUUAUUAACGAUAAAAAACAUUCACAUUUUUCUGUUUAUCUUGUCGUCAGGUUCAGUGACACGUAAACCAACUUAUAUUCACUUAAAAAUAUCCACUGGUUUCUUAAAACACACCUCACCAACUCAUCACUUGUCAUCAUCGACAAAUGAAGAUACUGCCUCAAGAAUUAAUGAACAAAAAAAUAUUUUAUUCGAGAAAGAUUUAAUUCUUCUACCGAAUGUAUUCAAUUCGACAACGGUAGCUACAAAUUUCGAAGCCGAUGAACAGUCUUUUGAAAUUCACUUUGAUAUUGAACAAAUUCAUUUUUCAAGUUUCAAUUCAAUUCUAUUGCAUUCAUCAGUAUUGAUAUUUAUACAUAUAAAAGAUUGUUUUACUGAAUAUCUACUCACCAAAGGAUUUGAAAUUUUAAAUAAUAAUGAUGGAUUAUUCAAAUCGACAAUGGUGCAUGCUGGUCAGAAUAACAGUAUGCUAAAGUAUUAUCAAUCGAUUCGUGUCGACUCGUUGAACACAGAUAAAAUGCAUUUACCGUUUAUAAUCACAUGUUUAAUUAUCGGUCUCACAUACAUCAUCUUGUUGACGAUAUAUGCUGUAGUCAAGAUAUGUCAUAGUUCAAAUGGAGUAGUUCGCAACGCUUCAACGAAUUACACUACAGUUGUUAGUAAAGUACAACGUGGAGGGUAUUCAUCCUUCUCGGUGUAUCCAACAAAUUUAUUGAAUGCCAAUAUACAAUCAAGCUUAACAUGUUCACAGAAAUUUUUUAUUAUGACAUAUUUAUGCUUUCGUGUAUUCUACACAUUUUUAUUCACUAUCAGUGUUGGAUUAUCAUUUGUUCUAAGCAUUGAAACAGAUGCGACAGUCGAGUUCACCUCUGCUGUAUAUAACAAUCAUUUUGUAACUAUGAAUACACUGGGUAGAUAUAGUGGAAGUUUUGAUAGCAGACUGAAUUCACCAUCAGUAAUGAGCACAAUGCCAUUGGCAACGGAUAUAGGCAAUAGAUGGCGUGGAGCUAAAGUAUGGGUAUUGGAAGCGGCUAGAAUGGAGGAUUUCGCACAAUCGGAACUAUUGAGACAAAUUCAGAAGGGGACUGGUCAAGUUUCAGACUGUGGUAAACACUAUGAAGAGCAUAGUAAACAAUUAUCCAAGGUCAUGUUGUACAUCGGUAAACAACUAAUCAGUUGGUUGAGUCAAACAAAUACGCCUAACAGUUUUACUGUAAAAAAUAGUAAUAAUCAUAUGAAUGGAAAUCCUAUUAAUUAUAAUUACAACUUCAAUAAUGCAAUCUAUGAAGAUCCAAUUACAAUGAGUAUUAGUGAAAAAGAUAAGAAUGGUAAUAAUAAUCAUGCAAAUGGUUCAGCUUGGACAUUGAAUAGUAUGAAUGUUCAAAUAUCAACUAUUGAGCAAGAAACAUGGAAUAAUUUAGAACGUAACAGUUGGCUACCGUAUUUAGAUACAGUUGAUGAUUAUUUAAGAAAGACUAGAGAUGAUUUGGAUACGAAAGUGAUCGAUUAUUGGGCACCAUAUGACCAACUAUUAGCAAAUCUUUUAAUCAAUCCAUGGAUUGCACCAGCUCGUCGAGCAUUGAAUACAUCAUGGUUACAAGAGAAACGAAUUUCAUUUAUGGAUAGAACAUAUUUUGGUUUACUCUCAAAUGAUAUAGAUUCUGAAGAUGAAAGUCAACCUUCAAAUGAUGUCUCAAUGUUGAACGGUGCCAGGGAAACUCAGUCAUUGAUGUUGUCAAAUUUUAUUGGUGUACCACAGCCAGCACACGCGCGUUUAGCUGGAACAAGAAUAUGGAAUAGUUUUCGAAAUCUGGUUCCAGGUUUACCAAGUAAAUUCUAUUACAAACUAGAGCCAAGUUCAACGUUGACAUCCUCCUCCUCUUCAUCUACAUCUUCCUCAUCAUCUCUGUCAUUAUCGUCAACCAUAAAAGCAUCAGCUCUCAACAAAGAUAGUGACUUUCAAAAGAAACCCAAGUUGUAUCAUGAUUAUCGUCAAAUGUUAUCUAAUGAAGACUGGUAUCAUAUUCCAAGUGGACAAUUAAGUUUAAAUGAUAAGCAGAGUAUUGUCGACUUCACCGACUUCAGUACACACUUCUCUGUAUUCUCAACAGCUGUGACAAAGAAAAGCGGUAAUCUCAUGUCGAGUGACACAAAUGCCUAUUUUUUAACACUUACACAAGUUCGUCUUCUGCUACUUUUAUUAGACGCUAUUAUUAUAUUAGCCAGAUGUUUUCAAACAUUUAAUUUUAUGCAUAAUAUAUGGUUUGGUGAUACUCGUUUAGUCAGUGGUAAUCAUUCACUGCAUGGUAUGAAUGAGAAUUCACAAGUUAUGAUUGAAUCAUUCGAUUCUUCUACUAUUCAGCAGCAACAACAGCACCGACAAUCUCAAUCGUUAUCUCUAACGCAGUCACAAUUACAACAACAACAGCAACAACAACACUCGACAUCUCCAAAUCAUCCAUCCAAUUGUCAUUAUCAACUUCAACAGAAUAUAAGAUCACCCAAACGGAUUCCAUUACCAGUAGGAUCUACACCAUUUCUGCAUCCUACAUCGUGUUCAUCAAGUCUACGUGAAUCUAAUCACCAUACAGUGUCAAAUGAGUUUUCAACAUCUCCAACUAGAAAUUACAAUGAAACCAUGGUUGUAAAUCAGUCAAUUCGUAUAAAUGAUUGUGAAAGAAAAUCCUCUACAGGUAUGAAUAUUAGUCAAACUAGUAAUCCGCCAACUUUACACUUUGACAACGGAACUGGACGUUUUACAGCAUGUUAUUGCUGUUUAGAUACACAUUAUCUACUAGUUAUAACUGGUAUCGGUCUAUUAUUCAUUGGACUUGUCCUUCUCUGGCUACUGAUCGACAUGUUCGACCAGGAUGGUUAUUGGCAAAAACAGGCGUAUUUGCUCGAUCACGUGCACUAGAAGAUUGUAGACAGAGAACGAAUGCUAUUUUAAAAACAAUUCAACCAAAUCAUAUCAAUAUGGAUUUGAUAAGAUCUGCUAGAAUAAAUGCAGCUCGUGAAGCUCAUUGGAUGAAUCAGUUGACUAACAGACUGACACAUGUUCAAACUCAUAUACAAUUACAAUUCAUUACAGAAUUAUGUUUAUUACAAAAAGGUUUGGCAAAUCAUUACUAUGUUUUGAAUCAACAUCAACCUCAGAACCAGCACCAACAAGCUGGACAAAUUCACCUACCAGGGACAAGUGAUACAAAAUCAAGUUUUUCAGCUUGUGAAUUAAUUGGUCCAAAUUCACAGUUUACUGAACAAGCCUUAUCCAUACUGUCCAUCUGGCGACUGGAUCCAAUGACAAAUAAACAGAUUAAGCAUACACUGAAAACACCAACAUGCCAUUUUUCACCAAUCGUUCCUGCUACUUAUGCUGAAAGUCAUCUGUCACGAUUAUUAAGAAUGACCAGUUUGAAUGAACACGAAUACCACCCGAAAAAAUUGAAACAGAAAGCUAAGAUGUCGGUUUCUACGAAUAAUCAAACUGAUUUUACUCAAACUGAUGGAAAUCAAUUAGAUUUUGAUUAUGAACAAAUAACCACAUCAAUUGGAAGUCUGUCAACAUUAAUUAAUGCUGUUUAUCGUUUAAUGUUGACCAGUUUGACAGUAAUGAUAGCAAUGGGUGGAUUGUUGGUUUGUCUUCAUAUGAUAUCAGUUUUAGCGCGUAUGAUUAUACGCAUUCCAGUGCGAAAGGUGGGUCAAAUGAAGGCGAGUAACAGAGUUUUUUUUUCAUUUUAUUGCUGUAGAAUAAUUAAUUUGUAAAUUUUGAACAAAUUUAAAAGUCUUAAGGAGUAUUCUCCUUUGCAACAAGGAACUGGGCGUGGCGUUGGAACUUUACCUCAUUGAAAACUGGUUAUAGGUAGUUGGUUACUUAGAUCUCGGUUACUCAGAACAGGUGCUUACAUGUACCACGUUAUGAGCUCUACUUCUGGGGUAAGGGCUAUUGAGAUUACUAAGUUACUCAUUCUGAAGCAGUAAAGCAGGAUACAAACAUCAUUAUCAAUGACUGAAAGUCGAGCAUGUAAGUCAAUCAGCUAUAUCUCAUAGAUGAAUAGUCAUUAUCAGCAGAGAAGUAAUUUUACAGAACAACAGCUGAAGUUACCAUAUAUCUGAGUGUCAAAUUUGUUAAAAUCAACUCCAGACUGUUUAUCCUUCACUCUGUUUGUUGUUUUAACUUGCAGUUAUC